AUGAAUGAGGGGGGGAAGGAAAGGAAGAGGAAUAGUGUGGGAAGCGCAAGAUCAAUGGACAAUGACGGGAGAGCUUCGCUAUCAGUCCGUCUUUCUCCUCGCAAAUGCGGAGGUGGCCAUGUGAAUUCGGGUAAAGGCUGUCCGCUUAUCGCCCGGUCCACUUCCCUUCCAACCACUCCUUCCCUUAACCUCCCCUUCCUCCCGACACUAAACGAGAUCCCCCCAUUGCGAUCCAAUCAAUCAUCCUCAGCCAUGAAGGUCACCAUUAAAGAGUGGAACGCCGUUGCUACUUGGCGCUGGGAUAUGCCCGACGAUGAAGUAUGUGGUAUUUGUCGGGUUCAGUUCGAUGGCACAUGUCCGACAUGUAAAUUCCCAGGUGAUGACUGCUCGCUAUUGCUGGGAAAGUGUGGUCACUCCUUUCAUAUGGUGCGAUUGUGGAUCUUGAUGUUCUCAUCGUGA
Molecule: messenger RNA, 459 nt
Organism: Aspergillus luchuensis
Lineage: Eukaryota; Fungi; Ascomycota; Eurotiomycetes; Eurotiales; Aspergillaceae
Product: anaphase promoting complex subunit 11
Exons: 2
Coding region: 1-459 (152 amino acids)
Biological process (GO): anaphase-promoting complex-dependent catabolic process; positive regulation of mitotic metaphase/anaphase transition; protein ubiquitination
Cellular component (GO): anaphase-promoting complex; nucleus
Molecular function (GO): zinc ion binding; ubiquitin protein ligase activity; cullin family protein binding
Source: RefSeq, a predicted model, not a curated record